Arachis duranensis is the source of this 1687-nucleotide messenger RNA. RefSeq names its product zinc finger CCCH domain-containing protein 12. The record is from RefSeq and is a predicted model, not a curated record. Lineage: Eukaryota; Viridiplantae; Streptophyta; Magnoliopsida; Fabales; Fabaceae. Bases 377 to 1555 code for a protein of 392 amino acids. The transcript is spliced from 2 exons. Gene Ontology annotation, molecular function: metal ion binding; mRNA binding.
UUGUAUCUGAAAAUAAAAAUCUAAGAGGAGGUUGUGUAAGUAAUAAUAUCUGUUAUGUCUUGUUCAUUACAAGACAAUGCCAUUAUUUCGGCAAAUCUUACUAACACAUGCCUUUGAAAUUCAAUCCAUUUUGGGAUUUGGGAACCAAGCUACUUCUGUCUCUAGAUCUAAUCCAAUUCAUACCAUCUUCUUCUUCUUCUUCUUCAUCAUUCAUAAAAUUCUUAAAUUUCAUCUCUUUCGAAUACUCCUAGGACUACCACUAACACUAGAAUCAUUUCUCCCCUUUCUCUCACCUAACACACACUAAACUCAACACACUUCUCAGCUUGUCCUCGUUUUCCGUGAAAUUAGGGUUUUCCGAUCCCCAUUCCCGGCGAUGGAUUACAGCCGAGACGGCGACGUCGUUCAAAUCAUCGCCGGCGCCGCUAAUGACCCUUCCGUCUGGGCAACCGAAGAGGACUACAAAUUCUGGAACAACGAAGGUGACAGCACGCCUUCCAAUUCCGGCGGAGGAAGCGGAUACGACCAGAGGAAGAAGGCAAGAAGCUCUCAGGACAACAACGCAACGACGUCGUCGAGCAACAACAAUAGCAACAGGGCGAAGGCCAUAGGGAAGAUGUUCUUCAAGACUAAACUAUGCUGCAAGUUCCGUGCCGGAACCUGCCCUUACGUCACCAACUGCAACUUCGCCCACUCCGUCGAAGAGCUCCGCCGCCCUCCACCCAACUGGCAGGAGAUCGUCGCGGCUCACGAGGAGGAGAGGGCCAACACCGGCUCCGACACUGUUGUUCCCGCCAGGGAGGAGUUCCAGAUUCCCAUUUUGGGGUCUUCCAAUUACUCCGGCGAGUCGCAGCGGUCUUACAAGGGUAGGCAUUGCAAGAAGUUCUAUACAGAAGAAGGGUGUCCCUAUGGGGAUAGUUGCACUUUUCUUCAUGAUGAGCAAUCCAAGUAUAGAGAAAGUGUGGCUAUAAGCUUGGGCCCUGGUGGCUAUGGUGGUGGAGGGGGUGGUGCCGGUGGAGGAGGGGGUGGUGGAGGUACUGGAAGUGGCGGUGGUGCCAGUGCUGGUGCUGGUGCUGGUGCUGGUGCUGGUGGAGGUGGGAAUGGGAAUGGGCCUAAUUCGAAGCCUUCGAAUUGGAAGACGAGGAUUUGUAACAAGUGGGAGAUGACAGGGUAUUGUCCUUUCGGAAACAAGUGCCAUUUUGCUCAUGGUGCAGCAGCAAGCCACCUACAUGGAAAAAAGUUUGACUCUGGUGUUAUGACCGCAGAAUUGCAUCGGUAUGGAGGUGGGCUUGUAGAGGGAGAAAGUAGAGACCCUGCUUCUGCUGCUGCUCCCGACGCGAAGCAGGGAGGCGUACCUUCAAAAUCUCCUGCUGAUAAUGUGGUUGCAUCAGUUACCCCGGUUGCUCAUUCGGAUUCGAUGUAUCACAUGGGAGUUCCUUCGUCGCAAAGGGCUACGAUUGUGCUUCAGAGGCCUGGACAGAGAGCGCACCAGAAGUGGAAAGGUCCUGAUAAAAUCAGUAGAAUAUAUGGUGAUUGGAUUGACGACAUUGAAUAGAGUAGAGUGGCAAUCCAUGCCUUUGUAACGUGAAAAAUAAUGGAACAGGACUCGAAUGAUACUAUGUAUUACCAUGAAACCGAGUAUGUAAUGUCCCGUUUGGAUGAAAUGUGAUGUGAUAAUGUAUGUUUA